GAGAAGAAUAACGAGAAGAGAAGACGGAGGAGAAUGAGAACCAGGAGAACGAUUAACACACAACCAUGAUCAAUGUUCUCUUGUUCUCCUUUCCAUAUCCAUCUCUUCCACAUGUCCUAUUCCUCGUACUCCUCCUUCUACUCCUCUUCCAUGGCCAACACGUCACAACAACAACAACAAACAACAACAGACGCAAAAUCAAGCCCUGCCGAACCCCAGAACAAGCCCCCAGCCUUCAACAGCCUCCUCAGUGGUCCAAGAUUCUGCGUUGAUGUGGGCGGGGGCCGUCACCAUACUCCGGAGAGGGCUGGCGCGGGUGUGAGGGGCGUGCGUUUGUGUGUGUGUGUGUGUCUGUCGCUGCGUCAGGAACUCGGGCCCACCACCACCACCUCCACCACCAGCGCCGCCAGACCCGCCGCCGCCGCACAACUCGGGCCAGUGUGCGAGCGGGAGUGGUCGUGGGUGGACGGGGUGUUGCACGAUCGAUCUCUGGCCUCAACGGCAUUCCCUUCCCUCGUCGACGGUGCACAAGGAUCGACUCCCACCUCUUUGGAUUACUUGGUCUUCCCUCAUCACCACCACCGGGAGUUUGGGUCAUUCUCCUCACCACUACUGCAACAACAAACUCCUGACUGCAACUUUCGAGGCUACUACUGCUACUACUACUACGACCGCUACUACUACUAUUGCCAUCAUCACCGUCAUCAUCUCCAGCCACAAGCAAGCUCGCCCGGACGUCCGCUCCCACUGCCAAAAAAACACGAAUCCACCCGCGCCGCCGGUGGGGCUCACGGCUUGGCUGCGGCAGACGGCGGCCGCCACCCAGGUGAGUGGAUCGCUGCGGCCACAUACUGCUCUACCUGGGCUGAGGUGAUGUGAGGGGCGCGGGCCUCCGCCAGGCGGGGCCGUGAUGACCAGUGGCCAGCACUAGCCUGGACCAGCGUUUGAGGACGACAGCGACGCUGAGGCUGAGGCGCGGCGGAGGCUUGUGGGAUGCAGGAGGUGGGCUCGGGGCGGCCUGAGCCAGAGUGACUCCUCAGCCAUGCGUCCCCCGGGCCCGCUGCUGCUGCUGCUGGCCGCCGCCGCCACCAGCGCCGGCGACGAAUGUCCGCAUAUCUGCACCUGCAAAUGGAAGCAAGGGAAGCAGACAGCUGAGUGUCGCCAAAAGAAUCUACACACGCUACCCCCUAAAAUACCCCCGGCGAUGCAGGUGCUCGACCUCUCCAUGAACAUCAUCCAGCGGCUGCCGCGUCGAGCCUUUGCCAAGGAAGGGCUGACGAACCUGCAGAGAAUCUUUCUGAGGAGGUGCGAGCUGGUGCAGAUCGACAACGAUGCUCUCCUCGAGUUGACCAACUUGGUGGAGCUGGACCUAAGUGAGAACCGUUUGCGAAGCAUCCCCAGCCUCAUCUUCCGCCACACACCUGAGCUACGAGAAUUGUUGCUGCGCAAAAACUCCAUCCAGAUGAUUCCCGUGGACGCUUUUGACAACCUGGCUUCCCUCAGGACACUUGACCUCUCCCACUGCUACAUCAGCAGCAUCGCCGCCCGCGCCUUCGAGCCCCUCAGAUUGCUGGAAAAACUAAAGCUGGCCUUCAACCGUCUGACGGAGCUGAGGCCGCGUCUGGUGGACAGCCUAAGUAAUCUGCACGAGCUGACGGUACACAACAACCCCUGGAACUGUGACUGCCGCCUCAGGAAGCUGCGGAAGUGGCUGGUGGAGAAGAACGUGCCCUACGAGGUGUCUCCUGUGUGCGCUGAGCCCAAGCGUAUUCAGAACAGAACCUUCGAUGAGAUGGGCGAGCAGGAGUUUGCGUGCAUCCCGGAAAUACUGCCCAACGUGAGCGAUAUCGUGCGCGGGGCAGCGGGCGGAAAUGCGACGGCGUGGUGCCCGGUGGGGGGGUUGCCCACGCCGCAGGUGACUUGGUUCGUGCGUGAUGUUGUGGUGCACAACGAGUCCCUUCUCGGUGACAAAGGCCCGCGAGUCUUCAUCAUCAACAUUGCGCGGCGGGAGAGAGGGAGCCUCCUGCUGCUGGCAGGCGUACGGGUUGAGGACUCCGGCACCACUAUCCGCUGCGACGCAACUAACGCCGCCGGCACCGCCUCUGCGUCCUUCCAGCUGCUGGUGACGCCCGGCUCCUCCCUCGCGUUCUCCAUUGACAAGGUCGUGGCCGUAUCCUCGGUGGUGGCACUGGUGGUGUUUGUGAUAGUGGUGGUGGUGACCGUCCUGGAGCGCCGCCGCCGUGCCAGCAGUGCCGUGCCCGUCAAGACCGUCACCGUCACCGUCAACGGGGCCACGGAGACACGGCUCACCAACCUGCCCUACACACCCUCGGCCUUCGUGGGCGGCUCGGUGGUGUACACCAAGGACAACCCCAACUUGCUGUGCGAGGGGGACCAGUCUUCUGAAGGCGAGGCGGCAGACUGCUGCACCACGGACGAGGAGAGUCAGCACUCCAUGUGCAGCGCCGGGCCACGACUCGGGGGUCACAGCCGCAGCCUGGAUGGCGACAAGGCUGCUCUGGGCUGUCCCUUCGACGCUGUGUGGGAACCGGAGCGCGUGCAGGCCAUGCUGGACUCCGCGGCACCCGAAAACGUAAUGCACUCCUCGCUGCACGAACCGCUGGCGCCAAGCUGUAACGCCAUGGUGCAGCAGCGGUUGUUGUCCUCCUCGCAGCGACACCUCAACCACCGGCUGUCCUACCUGCCGGACUUCGCGCCAGACUACUCGGCGAUGUACUCCUUCAGCCAGGUUGGGCCCGGCCAGACCUUCCCUACACCCAUCCCACACUACGGCACCAUCCCACGCUCUGUCAAGGUGAGAUCAUGCGCCCCCGGGGUCAUCCCCGGGGACGGCACGCCCCCCAUGAACCACCAAACGCGGGCGUGGAACUACGGGUCCGGGAACGUCACUCUGUCGUCGCAAGAGCGGCGGGGCAGCGGCACCUUGCUGUUCUCUGCCCCCGCACCGACGCCCACCAGUGCCUGUCUGCCGCCGCAGCCCCUCCACGGCCACGGCAACAAACUGAACCGCAUCACCGCGCGAGACUCCCCGGACGAAGGCUACCAGGAAGGGGCAGACGUCUAGCAGCGCGCCCCCUCACGCCUCGGCCGCAAGGCUGAGGCCAAGGGGGCUACGCCCUGAACAGCGCCGACGGUGCUGAGGGGCAGCAGCAGCAGCAGCAGCACACAAGGGCGUGAGGGGCCGCGGCUGGCCGGACGAGGGCCCAGGGCGCGGCUCGUCGUGGGUCAAGAGCUUCCAGAGGAUCCAAUGGCACCGUUGGUGGUGCCCUUGUACAUAACGAGUCGAUGUUUACAGGUAACCUGAUACUCGCGGCCUUAUAGUCGCGUAGCCUGGUAUUCACUCCCUUCCCCGGCGUGACGUCACAGUGAUCGAGACACUUUUUAUUAUGUCUUACAAUUAUAAUCAACAUUAACGGUACAUUAUACAGUAUUUAUGUGGAUGUUACCUCCAGGCGACACUUUCACCGGUGAGUGUGCGAAGGGCUGUGCCGAGGAGCACUCCGCCCCUCCUAUUCCACACUCCCUUCCCAUUCCCCUACCUCCCCUUCCUUUCCCUUCCCUUCAUUGUCUUCUGAUGCAUCUCUUCACUCUCUCUCUCUCUCUCUCUCUCUCUCUCUCUCUCUCUCUCUCUCACCCCAGGACGCGUCAGGGUGUCCAGGUCGGCUCCCUGACCGUCACAGCCUUAGCUCUCUCUCGUUUGGAUGGGCUCGGCGCAUCACACUCAGUCACUCAGUAGCGCGGAACGGUGUGCUAGGCCUCAAGCGAUGUGUGGGUGGACAGUGUUGUUAGUUGCACACACACACACACACACACACACACACACACACACACACACACACACACACACACACACACACACAUCAACAAAGCAGGAGACACAGUAUAAGUAGGCUAGGUAAGCGGGGAUGGGGAAAGUUUCGAUUUUAUUAUACAUCAUGUCAUUCCUUCGUGUCCUCUUUCUCCUCCUCCUCCUCCUACCCCUCCUCCACCUCCAUCUUCUCCUUCUCCUUCUCCUCCUCCUCCUCCUCCUCCUCCUCUUCUUGUCUGGAGGGAUCAUUACGCCAUCCUUCUGUUAACACCUGUUUUCUCUCUCUCUCUCUCUCUCUCUCUCUCUCUCUCUCUCUCUCUCUCCUAUAAAUGCAUUUCCUUUCACUUUUAUUCAGUUUGUUUGUUUGUUUUCUUUUUCUUGUUCUUGUUCUUUUGGGAGAAGUGGCUUGUCCUCCUCCUCCUCCUCCUCCUCCUCUAAUGUUUCCUUCUCUUUCUCUACCGACUCCUCUCUUUCUUUCUACUCUUCCUUCUCCACCUCUUCUUUUCUUGCAUUUCUCCUUGUUAUUGUUUUUUUUCUUAUUCUUCUUCGUUCCUCCUAUUCCUCCUCCUCUUCCUCCUCCUCCUCCUCCUCCCGCUAAGGUGUCUGUGCCCCUCCUCACAGGUAAUUAAAGGUGAAGGGCCCUCCACACCCCUUACCGGGAGGGCGAGAGUGAGUGCGAGCGAGAGUGGGAAAGUGGCGUUAUAAGAGAGAGAGAGAGAGAGAGAGAGAGAGAGAGAGAGAGAGAGAGAGAGAGAGAGAGAGAGAGAGAGAGAGAGAGAGAGAGAGAGAGAGAGAGAGAGAGAGAGAGAGAAUGAUAGAAAGAAAAAAAAGUAAGAAAAAGAAAGAACGAGAAAGAAGAAAAGACAGGAAAAAGUGAUAGAAAGAAAGAAAAAAGAAGAGAGAGAGAGAGAGAGAGAGAGAGAGAGAGAGAGAGAGAGAGAGAGAGAGAGAGAGAGAGAGAGAGGCAAAUAUAA
Molecule: messenger RNA, 4803 nt
Organism: Eriocheir sinensis (Chinese mitten crab)
Lineage: Eukaryota; Metazoa; Arthropoda; Malacostraca; Decapoda; Varunidae
Product: leucine-rich repeat-containing protein 24-like
Exons: 2
Coding region: 1043-3085 (680 amino acids)
Molecular function (GO): protein binding
Source: RefSeq, a predicted model, not a curated record